Molecule: messenger RNA, 1358 nt
Organism: Aspergillus alliaceus
Lineage: Eukaryota; Fungi; Ascomycota; Eurotiomycetes; Eurotiales; Aspergillaceae
Exons: 3
Coding region: 121-1176 (351 amino acids)
Biological process (GO): tRNA wobble uridine modification
Cellular component (GO): elongator holoenzyme complex
Source: RefSeq, a predicted model, not a curated record
CUUCGCCCCAAAAAUAAAAAAAAAAUUCAAAGAACCCCGUGCUGCGAACAGAUUCGCUUUUCAAUUGUCUAUACCAGAAUAAGCCCGUCUCCCUUGCACCAACGGGGCGAUCUCUCGACUAUGCCCAGUCAACCACCCCUCCCACCCCUCCUUGCGCCUUAUGUAUCUUCUCUGCCGCACUCCUCUCUCACAGUCCUAUCCUCCGUACUAGGCGCCACAGGGAAUUGGUUGGUAUUGCGGUUUCUUUAUGCAGCGCUAAGCGCGCCUUCCAAUCCCGAAACAGCAUUCGGGCUGAACGGAAGCAAUGGAGUGAAGAACAGAAAAGUCGUGCUUGUGAGUUUUCUGCGGGGCUGGGAAUUUUGGAGAUCCGAAGCGAAAAGAUUGGGCUUGGACCUUGCGCGUCUCACAGACAAGCGUCAAUUUGCAUUCGUCGAUGGGCUAUCCGAUCUAUUCUAUAACUCUUCAACUGCCACAGCACCUUCGCAACCCUCAUUCCCAGGCCCGACCCCUCCUCGGACAGUCCUCCCCAUACGAUCCCAGCCAGGCCCUGUCCAAGCGCGAACCCCGCACCCUGUCCCGCGGCCGGGCAAUGUCAGUGCAAACCCAGCUUCAAAGGAGAUCGGACCAGUGAAGCGACUACAGUUAUCGGGCAAUGGCACGGCAGCCCUGGAUGCACUCGAAAGAGACAUCGCUGCUGUGAUUAAAGAUUUGAAGACCCCCACACCGGGCGAGGCAGAGGAACCAGAAGUUUUAUUGAUCGUUGAUGAGCCGGAUUUACUACUUGUCGCUACAGGUCCAAGCAAGGGCAUCGGGGCUACGGAGAUGGGAGAGUGGAUUAUGGGAUUACAGGAGAAUGUCCAUGCAACGAUAUUGACGCUCGCGGCCGAUUCCCCGUUGAUACAUAAUGCAUCUGCAUCGGCCCAUCAGCUGGCAACACCCCUGGAAACUGAGCAUGCCGCGUUCGCUAUAGGUUCGGCCCAUAGGGCUCAAAUGGUCAUGCAGCUCCGUAACCUGGAAACUGGUGCGGCCAGGGAUGUAAGCGGUGUGCUAAGGAUUAGCAAAGGAGGUGCGUGGGGACAGAAUGAUGUGGGUGCAGAGGGAAACUGGGAGGAGAGAGAAGUAUUAUACUUCGGGCAGAGGGAUGGCGGCGUGAGCGCGUUUGGUAGAGGGGAAUAGGCUGCCGAGUCUGGGAAAAUUGGUGUCCAUAGAUCCAGUACGGGGCGUUAAGGCGCAUGGAAAUAGAACAGGCUCUGACAAUGGUAAAUUGCCGUAAUUCCAUAACCCAUACUAAAUAGCUCGGCCGAAAGUGGUCUAUAGAGCUAGAGAAACAAGCCCAUACGCAGCGGAGUUUGGGUGAA